AUGACCGAUUUGGGUCUCGCGAAGUACCGCCACCCUGAGCGGUGGGACACCGAGAGUCCUCCCGUCCGUGCUGCCACAAAGCGAACUCAGGGCCAAACCCCAGGGGCGACACAGAGGUCCUCGCAGCCAGAUUCGCUCGAAGGACGAUCAAACGCAGAGCGACGAGCCUCCAGAAUCCACCAGGUCCUUCGGGAACUUGCUGAAAUCUUAAAUGACCUCCAGUCUUUUACUGGCUCUAUUCAGCCUACUGUUUGGGACGCAGUCCUUAUUCUAUCCUCGACUCUGCUAACUGUGGCUUAUUACCUUUACCGGUCCUACAAUUUCCCUUUCAAAUUCGUUAAACUCUUCGAAGAAAUAUCUCCCCGUCAGCUGGUCAACUUGUAUGACAUGAAUGGUGGGUGCGUGCGCGAGAGGAAGAUCAUUCGCGACAUGGCCGAAGGUGACAAUUGA
Exophiala oligosperma is the source of this 450-nucleotide messenger RNA. RefSeq lists its product as uncharacterized. The coding region runs from base 1 to 450 and encodes 149 amino acids. The record is from RefSeq and is a predicted model, not a curated record. The transcript has a single exon. Lineage: Eukaryota; Fungi; Ascomycota; Eurotiomycetes; Chaetothyriales; Herpotrichiellaceae.